This is a messenger RNA of Phacochoerus africanus (Common warthog), 1232 nucleotides long. It is a transcript of the gene HDHD3, whose product is annotated as haloacid dehalogenase like hydrolase domain containing 3. The record is from RefSeq and is a predicted model, not a curated record. The transcript has 3 exons. Bases 331 to 1086 code for a protein of 251 amino acids. NCBI's taxonomy places the organism in Eukaryota, Metazoa, Chordata, Mammalia, Artiodactyla, Suidae.
CUGAGAUCGCGUGGUGUCUGACGAAGGGGUAGGGAGGGUCACAGAAGGGACACGGAGGGCAGAGGCCCGCGGUGAGGGCACGUGACAAAGGCGCAGGGUCUCAGGAGUGGCUGUGCGGCUGCGGUUUCUUUCUUGACUGGCUUCUCGGCGAGGCGGGAUCUUCUGCUGUGAAGACGUGACCCAGGUGCCAGCAGAUCUGACCCACGAAGCCUGGAAAGAGAAGACGAUCAGGUUGGAAAGGGCAGUGUCUUGUCCAGCUCAACCUCCCCUUGGCCCCUGGGACCUGAGGCAGAGGCUGACCUGGGGUGGACGGGUCCCCUCCUGCAGGCCAUGGUGCACCGGCUGCCACUGCGACUGCUGACAUGGGAUGUGAAGGACACGCUGCUCAGGCUCCGCCACCCUGUGGGGGUGGAAUAUGCCAGCAAGGCCUGGGCCCAUGGGCUGCAGGUGGAGGCUGCGGCCCUGGGACAAGCCUUCCCGCAGGUGUACAAGGCUCAAAGCCACAGCUUUCCCAACUAUGGCCUGAGCCAGGGCCUCACCUCCCGCCAGUGGUGGCUGGACGUGAUCCUGCAGACCUUCCAUCAGGCGGGUGUUGGGGAUGCCCAGGUUGUGAUUCCCAUUGCUGACCAGCUCUACGAGGACUUCAGUCACCCCCACACCUGGCAGGUGUUGGAGGGGGCUAAGGCCACCCUGAAGGGGUGCCAAAAACGAGGUCUGAGGCUGGCAGUGGUCUCCAACUUUGACCGACGCCUGGAGAACAUUCUGGUGGGUCUUGGCCUGCGGGACUACUUCGACUUUGUGCUGACCUCUGAGGCUGCCGGCUGGCCCAAGCCAGACCCCCGCAUUUUCCAUGAGGCCUUGCGCCUUGCACAGGUGGAACCUGCGGCAACAGCCCAUAUUGGGGACAGUUACCGCUGUGAUUACAAGGGAGCACGGGCUGUAGGCAUGCACAGCUUCCUGGUGGCUGGCCCGGAGCCUCUGGAUCCUGCGGUCAAGGAUUCUGUACCCCAAGAACACAUCCUCCCCUCACUGUCCCAUCUCCUACCUGCCCUUGACCGCCUGGAGGGCUCACCCCUGGGGCUUUGAGUCUGGUGAGGGAAGUGGUGGGGCCUGACCAGCCCUGGAGACAGGAAGCCCCGGCCUUCCCAAGAUUUGGCCUUUGCCUGUCUGUCUGCCGCCAACUCACAACAGUCUGAUCAUAAAGCAGAGCUUCAGCCCUGCCCCACUAACCA